CCAAGGUUGAAAAGAUGCGCCAGAGUAUCCUGGAGGGGCUCAACUUCUCCCGGCAAAACCACCCACUCCCUUUCCCACCACCUCCUGCUCUGCCCUUCUACCCAGCUUCUGUAUAUCCUCGGCACUUUGGGCCGGUCCCACCCUCACAGGGCAGGGGCAGGGGCUUUGCAGGAGUCUGUGGCUUUGGAGGCCAUUAUGGGGAAACUGUAGCAACAGGCCCUUACCGUGCCUUCCGGGUGACAGCAGCAUCGGGACACUGUGGAGCCUUCUCAGGCAGUGACAGCAACAGGACUAGCAAGUCCCAGGGCGGAGUCCAACCUAUUCCUUCUCAGGGAGGGAAGCUAGAAAUAGCUGGCACGGUGGUCGGCCACUGGGCUGGGAGCAGGCGGGGCCGUGGGGGCCGAGGGCCCUUCCCUCUGCAGGUGGUGUCUGUGGGAGGACCAGCAAGAGGGCGUCCAAGGGGUGUUAUUUCCACUCCUGUGAUUAGAACGUUUGGAAGAGGUGGAAGGUACUACGGCAGAGGCUAUAAAAGCCAGGGAGCAAUUCAGGGCAGACCUCCUUAUGCUGCUUCAGCAGAAGAAGUGGCCAAAGAACUGAAAUCGAAAUCUGGGGAAUCCAAGUCCUCUGCUGUGUCCUCAGAAGGGUCCCUGGCUGAAAACGGAGUGAUGGCCGAGGAGAAGCCAGUGCCCCAACUUAAUGGGAGCACGGCUGACACCAGGGCCCCCAGCCACUCUGAAAGUGCCUUGAACAAUGACUCUAAAACGUGCAAUACAAAUCCUCACUUAAAUGCACUAAGUACAGACAGCGCCUGCCGCAGGGAGGCUGCUCUGGAGGCAGCUGUCUUAAAUAAAGAAGAGUGAACUUAUUUUUAUAGAGGGUGAAGGAUGCUGGAAGGGUAAGGAUUCAGGAAUAUCUGGAGAAAAGAGAGCCUGCAGUUAUGUACAUUUUGUCCUUUCCGUAAGAGAAAAUGAGGACUGUGGAAAUUCAGAUCCCUCUUUGAUAUCAGAGAUUUAAACAACACAUUUUUUUUUUAGUUUUAACCAGUUGUAGUCAAAAUGCUACAAUAAAACAAACCGAGAGAGAGAAAAUGAAGAGCAUUUGACUCCCGCACUUAAAAAUGAAGCACACAAAGUUUAAACUGGUUACGACGACAAAAGCCUACAGUUGUGUUUCUUGAACUAUAAAGAAAACAAAUUUUGGCAGUGUUUAAGUAUAUAUAGCUUAAAAUAUAAUUUUUAGCAUUUGGCACCAUAUGUAUGCCAUUAUAUUUGAUUUUUGCAUUACUGUUUCACAAUGAAGCUUUGUUUUAAGGCUUUGAUUUAUGAUUAUGAAAGAAAUAAGGCACAACCACAGUUUUUCUUUCUUACUUAAAUUUCAUCACUGUUGAUGUGGUUCUUUUGUGUUAAAAAAGUGCAACUAUCGAAACUAAAAAAUUAUAGAGUAAACUGCUGUUGUGCUGAUUUUGAAUACACAGUACAUCAUACAUACUUUACAAGCAAGUUCAAUGGAGAUAAAGUUGAAAUCAUAGAAGAUGCAAAUGACCUUUCAAAGUCAACACAAUGUGUUCUGAAACCUCGUGACUAAUACCAUGCACCUGUGAUCAGUGAGCUACGUGGUUUUGAAUCGGACGUAGACCAUUAGUGCUACUACUUGAGCUAAACUUCUGCAUGGUUCAUAAUUUUUAAAGUGUGUAGUUAAUAUUAUGCAUGUUAUUGUCUUUUCUUCCAUUCUUACCAGUACGUGCCCAUUUGCAAAACGAAAUGCUAAUAAUCAGUAAUAGUCCUAUGAGGAUGUUAACUCUGUUUAGUCAUUGACUGAUCUUGCUCUAACCCCAAAACUUUGUGAUUAUUGACCUCUGUUGCAUUUAUUCUAAACCCCCCAAAAUGACCUAGCCGUUUGGAGUAUCAACAUUACCCUGGUGUACUCACUGCUGUUGCAGGAUUGUUCUCUGUUGCUGUUUAUGCCUUCAUAUUCAUAUUAGCCAAAUAUGAAAUUCUGUAAAGAAGAACCCCCUAUGAUCUUAAAAAACAAACACCCCCUCCCCUUCUGUAGCAGGAAACAAAUUGCUUGUUCUUGAGAAGUUCCCAUCAGGAAUUUAGUAGAAGCAGGUAUACUUCUAUCAUUUUGAUGUUUUGUUAUUGUUUCCAAACAAUGUACUUUGAAUCAGAAUCACUUCUUACGUUUCAUAUACUUCCGAUGCUCUUCAUCACAUUAGUGAUCAGAAAUGAGGUGUAACUCCCCAACCCCUGCCCGCGAGAGCUAAGUAGGAUCUUACUGUAAGUUGAAGGGACUUCCGCCCUAACUCAUGGAUUGUGAAGAAUGAACUGCUGUUGGGUCUGAUUGACUGUUGAUGGAUUGUGGUGUGGCGUAUCCAGAGGCUAUUGAAUGCAACUUACAAUGCUUAAUAAAAAUCUUUAUUCUUUUAGUAUAAAAAAAAAAAAAAAA
Molecule: messenger RNA, 2445 nt
Organism: Rattus rattus (black rat)
Lineage: Eukaryota; Metazoa; Chordata; Mammalia; Rodentia; Muridae
Product: constitutive coactivator of PPAR-gamma-like protein 1
Exons: 1
Coding region: 15-860 (281 amino acids)
Cellular component (GO): nucleus
Source: RefSeq, a predicted model, not a curated record